ACUGACACUCCCGGCACAGGCUCGGCUCAGAACUCGGAUGCCCAGGGUCUAGUGCGCUUUCCCUCCUAAUGCGGUCUCGAGCCUUUCGCACUUAGCCGGUCAUUCUCUCGAGCGCGGGGACAUUCGCAUACCGUCGGUUUCGGUUGUUUGUCGACCGCGGCACUAGCUGUCAAUUUCAUCCUCCGCGAGUGUGGGUGUACUUUAACACUUUGCGUGCUCGUGUGUUUGUGUGUGUGUGUGUGUGGGUCCGUAUGUCUAAGCCACCUCCAACAAAGCUCACCAUUGCUCUGGCUCCAAAAACAGUCCGUGUUUAUUGUAUCCACAGUGUAAAGUGUGUCUGUGUGUCCCUCUUUGUAUCCCCGAGUGUGUGUGUUUCGGUGCAGUGAAUUUCAGUGUGUUGUGCACAGGGAUAUCGUCCGUUCGGUUGCGACACGUCGCACGGCAGUUAUAGGCCGAGGCCGACACAGUGUCCGGAUAGCUGAAUGUCCCUGCCAGCCGUAUCGCUGGUCACGAAAGCCCAAGAUUGCCUACCGCAAAGCGACGAAAGGUGCGCGCUACUUCAUCUCUGCCACCGCCGUCGCCGGGGGAAAAUCGAUUCCACCGCAACGUUCCCUUGUAUAUACCGCGUGUGUGGGCUCCCACUUCUGACCGAUACACGUGCGCGCACCCGCCAGUGGUGAAGCUUAAGAAGAAGAAGAAGAAGAAGAAGCGGCGGUUUUGGUUCGGGAGCGCCAGUACCAGUACUGCGGGCGCUUUUAAGGCUGCAGGUUCGUUGUCGUCGCUGGGCUCGAAACAGUUUUGGGCGAUAGGAACGGUUUCUCGCAGUACUGCAGUAGCGGCCUCAACCUGGAUUCCUUCAUCAUCAACGGUGGUGGUAAUCAACGAUACGCGAACUUCCCCGGCCUCAACAAGGUGUUCCUGGGCGCGCUGCAGCGAUGAUGAAAUGGCAGUAAAUGAAAUGUGACAAAGUUGUGGUUUCAAAAAUUCCUCCCCCAAUCGCAAAAGGGGCAACGUUCCAGUACACCAGCAAGUGCAAUUACUUUGUUUUCCGGCCGGGCGUAUUGCAUCACGAAAGCCGAAAGUGAGCUGAAAGUUUUGUACUCCUCACCCAUAUACACACAGACACACACAGACAUAAACCGGGCACGGAUUGCCCUUUGGUUUCAGAACGGCAAAAAAAGCUCAUUCCGCCAUCGCCGCUCGUUCGUUAACCCCGACUCGGGACGGGUUGGUGCUGUUGCGGUCGUUCCAGUUCCACCGCAAAGCCAAACUAGCAAACAACCAAGCGUGAUACGGCUACGACCCCACACCGUGUGUGCCUUUACCUGCGUGUCGCUGUGCGAGGUUGUUAGAUUCGUCGUACCCGAGGCCUUUUGGGCUGUGCGGGUGCUGCAAGAGUGCGGAAAUAAAGUAACGAAAUCGCGUGUGAUUGCACCUGUACAGGCCUGUGUCUGUGUGGCCUUCCCGAUUGUCCGACCUAGCCGGCCCCAAACCUAGUCGCACAAAUGUUGAGCAGCGACCAGCAGCAGCGGCAGUAUGCGGCCGGACAGCGGCCGGACAGUGGGCAACCGCAAGCCGGUGGCAACGGUAGCGGAAACCACUCGUCGGCGGAAACCUCGCCCGGCCACAGUAACGCGACGGGCAGUGACUUUUUCAUGUUCGACGAGCUCAGCUCGGCACUGACUGAUGAGCGAAACAAUGGCCACAAUCAUCAUCAGCAGCAGCAGCAGCCGCUGCACCACUACCAACCGUCGCCGUCUGCGAACGGAAGCAGCCCGGCUAGCUCCAGCAACUCUGGCAGCACCAACAGCUUGCUAAGCAAUGGCGACAGUCUAAUGGCACGAAUCAAUCAGCUCAAUCAGCAGCAGCAGCAGCAGCAACAGUACGGUGGCGGGAGAACCCGUUCACCCCCGACCGGUGCAAUAGUGCCGGUCGACGGCAGCACAAUAGCAGUGGUGGCGUCCUCGCCCACAAAUACCGGUCAGCAACAGAUACCGGUCAGCAACUCCCUUGCACAACAGCACCAGCACCUGCUUGCCGCGUCCGUCGCGCUGGGCCGUGGUGGUGGUGGUGGUGGUGCAUCCUUUGUGCAACGCGGCCCGAUUGAUGCCACCGAUGGCACAACGUCGAGCAUCCAGCAACAGCAGUAUGGUGGCGGUGGUGCCGGUGUACCACAGUUCCACAACAGUUUUGCACAUACUGGACACCAUCAGCAGCAGCAGCAGCAGCACAAAGCGGCCUUUUAUCAAAGUCAGCAGCAGCAGCACCAGCAGAAUCAUCUUCACCAUCAGCAGAACAUACAACUGAGGCCAGGUUUCGGUAAGUCCCCCGAUGCGCACAUUGAUCCCAGCAGGACGGUCACACAACUGAACCACGCAAUGGAACUGUUCGAAGCUACGGGAACUACCACCGCCACCACUACCACUGCUACCAAUGGCGGCGGAGACAACUAUCACUUCAAGACGCUGGUACCGUCGGUCGCGGCCGGUGCCAUCAUCGGCAAGGGCGGCGAAACGAUCGCCUCCCUACAGAAGGAUGCCGGUGCCCGGGUGAAGAUGUCCAAGGCGCACGACUUCUACCCCGGUACCACCGAGCGUAUCUGUCUCAUUAGCGGCACGGUCGAGGGCAUCCUGGCCGUGCUCGACUUUAUCACCGACAAGAUACGCGAGAAGCCCGACAUUACCAAAGCGCUCACCGAGGCGGACGCGAAGCAGGCCCAGGAGCGCGACAAGCAGGUCAAGAUACUGGUGCCGAACACGACCGCGGGCAUGAUCAUCGGUAAGGCCGGUGCGUACAUCAAACAGAUCAAGGAGGAGUCCGGCUCCUACGUGCAGAUCUCGCAGAAGCCGAAAGACCUGACGCUGCAGGAGCGCUGCAUCACGAUCAUCGGCGAGAAGGAGAACAACCGGAUUGCAUGCAAGAUGAUCCUGGCCAAGAUCGUCGAAGAUCCCUCAUCCGGCACCUGCUUGAACGUAUCAUACGCAGACAUCAACGGACCGGUGGCCAACUUCAACCCCACUGGUUCGCCAUUCGCCGCCUCACAGAAUCCCAAUUUCAGCUCGAGCACCGCCUCACUCAACUCCGCCAUCAGCGGGCCGCUGCCGAAUGCGGCGGCCACCGGUUUGCUGGUCAACGGCACCGGGCUCAAUCUGUCAUUAAACCUAGGUGCACCAUCACCACAGACUAAUCCUACCGUUACCACACAAUUGCUUGAUCAUAUUAAGAGUGCCAUGAGACAGUCCGGCUACUCGGACACGGCCACGGCUGAGGUGCAUGCCGCGCUCGGUGUGCUGGCAAAGUAUGGCGUCCUGGGCAUCGGUGUCGGGCUGCAGAACGGUACGCACUCGACCACGCUCGGCUAUCUGGGCAUGCCGGAGAUGCAACAGUCGUCGGCGGCGGCCGCGGCCGCUGCCUCGGCCGCCACCGGCGUGUACGGUGCCGUCGGUCAGCUCAACCUCGACUCGUACCUGCACGGGGCGGGCACGGCGACGCCUCGCACUACCGCCAUCGAUCGCUACGAUCCGACCACGUUCGAUCCGUUCCGGCAUCCGGGCACGCAGGCGGCGACCCCGAUCUCGAUCAACAACAAUGCGUUCGGGCUCGGCAACCCGAGCGCCCUGAACGCGGCCGCCCAAACGCUCGGCUCGCUCAGCAAGAGCCCGACCCCGGCCGAGAUGACCACGAGCAAGGAGAAGAACGUCGAAAUCCCGGAAGUGAUCGUAGGUGCCAUCCUCGGACCGGCCGGGCGCAGUUUGGUCGAAAUUCAGCACAUAUCCGGCGCGAACAUUCAGAUCUCGAAGAAGGGCAUCUUUGCGCCGGGCACGCGCAACCGGAUCGUCACCAUCACCGGCCAGCAGAACGCGAUCAACGUGGCGCAGUACCUAAUAGAGGAGCGCAUCAGCCAGGAGGAGACGAAGCGGGCGUGCCAGACGGCGGCCAAUGCGGCGGCCACCAACAAAACGUCGGCCGCGUCGGUCGCCACCGUAACGCAAUAGGGGUGCCGGACGGCAACGGGAGCAGUAGUAGCUGCAGCCGCCGCCGCCGCCGCCGCCGCCGCCACCGUCACGCCCAGCCGCCUAGCCGCGUUCGCUAGUCCUCCGCCCAAGAGCCGCCUGCAGUCCGCGAUCGACGAGUUUAAGGCAAACAUUCAUCUGUACGUAGCGCAUCCUUCAAUCUGAAUCCCCGUUUUGCGAUGGGAGCGUUGCGCCCACUGCGAGGGCGCCAGAACCCGCUGGGAGUAUAGGAGAAGUGUGAUAUGUGGAAGAGGAGGACGUGGAAGAGAGCGAGAGAAUGUGUGUGUGCGCGUGCGGUGCACGGGAGGGAGGAAGGAAACAAAAACAAAACAAAUACAGCAAAGGAAGACAUAUUACAGUGUAGGGACAUAUUAGAAGCGAGUUUCGUUUAACGUUAGUGUAACCACUAAUCCACUCUUCGAGCGAGCGAGAGAUAGAGAGACGCGUCCGCUAAAUUCAGUUUCAGAACGGGCGAAGAGUGAAUGUCUGCGUGUGCGUGUGUGUGUUUCGUUUUUAGGGCAAAAAAAAAAGUUGUUUCUCGUUGUACACGUACAUCGUUUCAUUCGUACACUUUGUUGUUAGAUUUUAAUUUUUGCGGCUCCACCGCCCGCUCUACCACUUCAUUCGUUUCGAUUACGAUGGGGCGGCUUGGUUGCUCCGUCGAGUGAAGGCAGUGCGGGCAGCAAGGUAAACAAAAAGGAUAAUAUAUAGCGUUAAUAUUCAAAUUGAUUAUGUGAGCCAAGGCAAAGGGGAAAACAAAUCACAGUAAUAAUCGUACAAUGGGCGUAAAAAGAAGAAGAAGAAGAAGUAACAGUUGGGAAAAAAAAACAAAUUAUCAAGAACAAGAGUAAACUUGAAAUGAUUUCGCGUUGUGAUAGCGAACAGAGAAACGCCACGGUCGUUUGAAACCGUAGUUGGGGAUAGUAGUAGAAAGGCUGGGUAACAAAAACAAAGCGUUUAGGUAAAUAUGAAAUGGGUGAAAACACCCCAAAAAAAACAUACACAUUCACACAAUGCAAGAAAAACACACACACUCACACAUACACACAAUUUAUUACAAACUACAGCUCUAGGAAAUGUGAAUGGUAAACGAUUGUGUAAUUGUUAUUUUACUAGAUAAAUUUUGUUGCGCGCUAGAAUGGACGCGGGAUAAGAAAAAAAACGUCUAAAGGAAAACCCCCCACACACACACAUGAAAUCGUACAUGUAUAAAGAAAUUUUAACGAAGGAAAGAGCUACAGACAACAACAAAAACACAUUAUGAAAAGUUAGAAGCAAAACUUUCACCCUAAUCAUGUGCAACUUCCCGUGUAGGAGAUAAAACUAAACGAAAACAAAGCAUAACAUCACACACCAACAUAAGCAUCACACAUCGGAUUGCGAUCACGGGAUGGGAUGGGACGCAGGGCAAAGAGAUCGAUGAACACUUUAAUGCAUGUGUGGUUAAGGCGUGGUACGCCACAAUGCAAGGCACCCGUCGUAGUAGUAAGAAGGACCAUUUAAUUAGUAGUUAAACAUGUUACCCCUGUCCAAGUUUCCUUUUUUUAGUUUGGUUUGCGCCGAUCGGGCAGGAUCCCUUCCGUUCAAGUUUCGCUCAAAGCGUACCAACCAGCUCGUGCGGGAUGGGGGGAAAAGCCCUCCGAAAAGCGCUUCAUUUGCAUCAUACUUUUCAAAGGAUUCUCCUGUUUGUUCGUUAUGCGAUCUCUGCUGAUCGCCGCUUACGAUGCCAGUCAUACACGUUUUUUUUUUUUUUUAAUAGAAUGUAGGCCGUUAAUUCAAUACCAAAAACACAUUUAAAAAAACAUCACCGAUCGAUCAAGCGGAUCGAGACACAUCAUACAGUGCGCGCCAGGGUUGUUUCUGUUACUUUAAUUUUUUGAUUUGUUACACUUUUAUAUUAUUUCCCUAGUGUGCCCGAUUCGAAGACACUGUUAAGGGCCCGCUGAUACAGUGGGUCGUUGCCCAUUCGCUGAGUUUUAAGAAAAUUGUAAAGACUCCCACAUCCCACAUCAUCAACCCUUUCGCAGACCAUCGUCAUACCGUAAUUGCUUCACACUCGAUUCUUUGCUCGAUCGAGCAUCGAGCCACCCGCAGUCAUAAAUCUCCCCCACCCAGAACAACCAGCUAGUGUGGACACUAGCACCUAGUACAGCGGGUUUUUGUUUGUAACUUGGUAGUUACGUUUAUUAAUCUAUAUCGUUCUUAUUAAUUCGUUCUAAAAACAGAGCAGCGGCGAACGCUAUUAGAACGCUCCAAGGGAAGCGUCGGGACAUGUGGAAUAUAGGGAAUGGGAAAGGAAAGUUACAAGCCUGUACAAGCGCGAUGGUAUCCGAGCACGCAUGCCGCAUGCCGUGGUACGGAUUGGUUUGAGCGUAUCGAUUGUUUUUUUUUUUAGUCGGGACAUUAUUCUAGUGACUUAGCAGUUUAAGUUUAACAGUAGCAUACUUUUUUUUAAUUUUGUUUUUUCGUUGCUUUCAUUCUUUAUUUACCGCGUAACACGCAUACGCAACUUUGCCUAAAUGUCGCAAUCUACACGGAACACGCGGUGUUUUGUUUUUACGCAGGAGUCCAUCCUUUGGUCAAGGAUAAAGCAUCAUUUAUUCCUGUUACUUUACUUCACCCACCAAUCCAGCGGUGAUCCAGGCCUAAGAAUUUAUUUCUCACUUCCAACGGCUCGUGUACGAUUUGCUGCAUGCUUUAUAACCGUUACCGUAAUGUUUAGUUAACGUAGCUUAGAAAGAUAGGAAAGGAAAGGGGCGUAGGAAAAGGAUAUUGGUUCUUCCAUGCAGCAAAGGGGAGAUGAGGGGAGGAGGGAGAGCGUUUAAUCAAAACAGUAGCGAGGAUCCGCUUCCGUUUUCCUAGCGUGUAUGUAGGGCGCGCGCGUGCAAUAGGUUUUACCCCUUUGUUUUAUCGAUGCAAUCGUUCAUAUCUAUCUUACAUUUGUUAAUAUGCGUUAGUACAGAUGUGUAUUUCUUUUUCACACACCAUCACACAAACAAGCAUGUUUUAUCUCACUUUGUUUCCGCUUUGCUUGUGGCAGCAACUAGAUGAAGCUUCACGAGCAAAUGCUAGGCGUUUAGAAAUAAAAGGGAAAAGUUUAGAAAAGCAAAAGAAUUCUCUCUCUCGUAAGACCAACCGACAAAGAAAGACGUACCAUCACCAAUUGGCACAGAAACAAGUGCUCUUUUGCCCGGACACAAAGUAGGAAAACGCUCAAACAAGGAGAAAGCAACGAGAAGGACAACAUCACAAAAAAAAGCAACAGAGAACAGUUUGCUAUAAAGGAGACAGCUGGAGAAGAGGAAAGUGUGAGAACAGAUAAGAGGUGUCGAACUUUUAUGUGCCACCUAUACCGAGAUACACACGUUUAAGGUGUGUUUGUACGUGCGUGAGAAUUGUAUGCUUGGGGCCAUCUUCCACUGAAUGUGCCGUCUGUUUUUGGUAAAUCAACUCAAAAAGCCUUGCUCCAUAUCCUCACUCGUGUGACCCAAAUUAGCCUCUCUUGCGGUGUUUUGCCCUUACUUUGUGUCUGGGUGGAUCUCCUGUGCGUGUGCAGGCUACCUGUUUCUGUUGCAUCUGUAACAUCUGUUUUGCACUAUUUAAAUUCGCAAACUGCUGUUCAUACAUUCACCGCCACCACGGUUUGUGCAACUGAAUGUGGUAUGGUAUGGUGUUCUACAUUUGGGCUACACCCGUGCUCUCUAGGGGAAAGUGAGCACGGAACGAACGUUGAAAAGACACGGGUACCGAGAUGGGAAAUGUAAGGGCAAAAGGGUUCCAUAUACACACCUACACAUCGUACACGUUAAGCUGUUAUAAUGUUGUAAAAUAAUUAUUAAACGCAAACAUUGAUACAUUUCUUCAUUCAGUUACCAUACCGCUUGACAGUAAGAAGCGAAUGAGAUGCUCCUAGCGGGGGAGCAGGGUAGGCAAAUUGUUAGUGUAGGAGUCCUUACGACGGGUUUACAGUUUUUUGUUUGUUCUUCUUCUUCUUCUUCUUCUUCUUCUUAAUGGGGUGGUAGUAUUCGAUACAGCUCCAGCACAUCGACACAUAAGAUUUCUCGUUACAAAAUACCCCCGUAUGUAGUAGUGAAACAGUCAAACGCCUGUGAUGCGUGGCACACAUAUGGCACACAUAAACGUAAACGUAAUAAUACAAACCUUCCCCACAGUCCCCCGCACCUUUCCUACCCCAUUAUAUGUGCAUGCAUACACUCGUAACCCAUCUACUACUAUCUACUACUGUGUUAUGUUUUAUUCAAAGUUUAUCUAUAUUUAUAGUGCAAAUGCAAGCGGGGCAAGCACGAUGGGUUUUAGGCCCUAUCGAUUAACCAUUACACAAAACAAAACAGGAAGACCCUAAAACAAAUAAGCGGACAGGUGAAAGUAAGCGAAAGUGCUACAGUUUAAAAAAAACAGACAGGAAAACAACAACGUGGCAAGAUAACAAAAACUAGAAAAUAAAGAUAGCAAGGAAGGCAGGGCGCGGGCGGAAGUAGAAGAUUAAUAAAUUGAAAUGGAUUGAAUGAGCAGUAAAGCGCUGUUUUGGGGGUUUGCAAAACGUGACGCGUGGGGACCGUAUAACAACCGUAAGCAGCACGCCAACAAAAGAUGGGUGAAGUGAAGAAACAACCGAACGAGGAAAGAGCGAGGAAACAACCCAAAACAAAACAAAAAAGAGGAACGGAAAUGAAAAGCGAGUCACUCCCACAAUGGUAGAAGGUUUUAAGGAUGAAAUUAAGCGAAAAUACACAGAACAUUACGAGACAAAUUAA
This is a messenger RNA of Anopheles merus, 8788 nucleotides long. It is a transcript of the gene pasilla, whose product is annotated as RNA-binding protein Nova-1. The coding region runs from base 1506 to 3995 and encodes 829 amino acids. Gene Ontology annotation, molecular function: mRNA binding. The record is from RefSeq and is a predicted model, not a curated record. Gene Ontology annotation, biological process: mRNA splicing, via spliceosome; regulation of alternative mRNA splicing, via spliceosome. NCBI's taxonomy places the organism in Eukaryota, Metazoa, Arthropoda, Insecta, Diptera, Culicidae. Gene Ontology annotation, cellular component: nucleus; cytoplasm. The transcript is spliced from 8 exons.